Messenger RNA from Populus euphratica (Euphrates poplar), 617 nucleotides. RefSeq names its product phytosulfokines 4-like. Gene Ontology annotation, cellular component: extracellular region. Gene Ontology annotation, molecular function: growth factor activity. The record is from RefSeq and is a predicted model, not a curated record. The coding region runs from base 252 to 518 and encodes 88 amino acids. The transcript has 2 exons. Gene Ontology annotation, biological process: cell population proliferation. Lineage: Eukaryota; Viridiplantae; Streptophyta; Magnoliopsida; Malpighiales; Salicaceae.
ACGAUGUCUCUAAAUGGUGGUGUUUCCCAGGAAGAAAGAAAUAGAAAUCAUUGACCCCAAGUGGGCACUGGCGAUGUAAUGUUUGACUUUUGGUGGCAUGAUUUCAAUGCUCAUUUAUGGAGGAGCCUUCCCCUUGCUCUCCAUCCCAAGUCGGUCUCACUUCUCGAUACACCGCCUCAAUUAUAUAAGGUAGCAAACUUUCCGUCGCCUUCCAUUUAUCUCCACAAGCUCUUCCUGUCUUAAUCACAAAAAUGCCGAGGAAGCUCGCUUUCUUAAUGAUGGUACUGUUUCUUUUAUUCUCGGGUGCAAAAUCCAGGUCUAUUUCAGCCACCACCAGACCAGAAUCCACACCGCCGGAAACAUCCUCACACAUUCCUGCGGGAUCAUCACCUGAGGAGUCAAGCAUCAAUGAUGAUGGGUCAUGCUCUGGGUUAGAAAGUGCAGAAGAAUGUUUGAUUAGAAGGUCCAUGGCUGAUCAUACAGACUAUAUCUACACACAAGAUAUAAGUGGACCGUGACCCUUUUUUCCCCUCUCCUUUUUACCAGUGGUAUUUCUGUACUAAUUAGCUUUAUUUUAUCAUUUAAUGGUUAGAGCAUGAACACUCAGUUUUUAUAUC